AUGAUCAUUGUCACUGUGUUUGGUUUUGCAGUAUUGCACACGGCUGCUACAAAAUGCAUUGCUGGUAUAUAUAUCCACUUUUAAAUAUUUAUUAUUUAUAAGGUUAAUAAUGAGUCAACUUGCAGGAGAUUGUAUGUUGGAUGCAAGUUCCAGAAAAAAUUCUGAAGACAAUUUACACUUUGUCAAUUAUAUGAAUGAAUCAAAAGUAUUUGGUCGUGGAUUUUACGAUGACUUAAAUAAAAUUAUUCAAGAAAUGGCAAUAUCAAAUGCAAACUACAAUAACUAUCAAAUCACAGACAGUAUCGACGAAUUACACAAGUAAACUACCUAUUUACAAGUACCUAUAAUUUACAUAAAUUAAUAGGAAUUAUUGAGAUAUAUUUUAUUAGAGGUUUUUUUUUUUUUUUUAGUUUUUUGAACUAUUCAAUUCCUUGUGGUAUUCGUCGAAGAAGGCUAAGACCAAGAUUUGUCAGCAAUAGAGUGGUCGGUGGUUCAAAUUCGAGCCCAGGUAACGAUCCUAUACCAAACGAUAUUAUUAAUACAUCUAACUUAUAUAACCUUUACCUAACUUAUUUCAUUUUGUCCAUUGUUUAAAGGUGAGUUCCCAUGGCAAAUAUCACUGCAACUCAUCACUGGUCGAACAGCUAGACACAUAUGCGGCGGAUCUGUAAUCAGUGAAACUUGGAUUUUAACUGCAGCGCACUGUGUAUACGGACUCUCGGAAGACUUGCUGUCUGUGGUGGCCGGUAAAAAUAAUCUUUACGCGUCUGAAAGUAAUUUUAUUUAAAAUAAUGUUUUUGCAUAUUAUAUAAAUGUAUGGACGAUUUGUUUUCCUAAGGUUACGGACAGAGGGUGAAAGUCAUUGGCAUAUAUUUUAACGGGUUCAACAAAGACAAACUGUCAAAAGACAUUGCAUUGCUCAAGGUAUUUCCGUCUUUAAUUUUCGAUGGCAGUCGGGUGUCCCCAAUUUGCAUUCCAAAACCAGGAACUCGAUUCGACAGCGGUAAUAAUAUAUUACACAAUAGAUGUAAAAGGGGUUGGAAGUGGUCUUCCAAAAUUUCUCCAAUUUUGAAAGAUUUGAAAUUAUUUUUUAUCUUUUAAUGACCACCUUAAUGAUAAGACUUUUCCAUUAAUUUAUUGCCCAAUACCCAUUUAAUACGGCCGUUUUUACAGAUAAUUUAACAGUUAAGACUAAUAAGCGCAGUAUAAAAUUAGACAUAUUUUCUAAUGUCCAAUUUAAAUUUGUAAAAUAAAUAUUUAUGAAUUUUUCAACAAAUUUUCUAAAUUAUUUAGGAAGUAGGUUUUUCGUUUUAAGAUUUUCUAAAAUAAAUAACAAUAUCUGAAUUUUGAAAGUCUUAAAUUAUGAAAAUUGACAAUCGGCUUACUAAAUAUUUUGGAAAAUUAGUCGAAAACAUUCAUAAUUACUAUAAAAUUAAAAUCGGACAUUGGUAUGCAUAUCUAGUUUCCCAUUGCUUAUUGAUCUAAAAUAUAUGGAAAAUUGGAGUUUUUCAACUCCUUUAAAAUUAAUGUCUGUUCAGCUCUAUGGACAUCCCAAAUUAUUUAAAAAAAUUAAUGUAUACAUUCUUUGUCUUAUAGCAAUAGCGAUGGUAACCGGAUGGGGUCGUGUGUCGGAAAACGGAGUGUUCGCACACAUCUUACAAAAAGUGCAGUUACCCUUGAUGCCAUUAGACACUUGUCUGGAUGUGUAUAAAAACAGUGGUUAUGGCGAUUUGAUCAAUCGGUGUGUGGUUUGUGGUGGUGGAUCGUCGAUAAACGUGGCCGACUCUUGUCAAGUAUGAUUAAAAUUCAAGUAUUAUUAGGUAAUUUUAGAUAUUAUUAUAAUGUUAUAAAUCGGCUAGAACAUUACUCAUAAUUAAAAGUUGCCCAUUUUGUUUAGUUGCAAUUGUUGCAAAUUAUUUAAUAGGACAUUAAAUUGCACAAUUAAGGCAUCGCCCUAAUUUUUAUUACUGGACUUUAGGUUGUCUAUUAACGGGUACCAAUUUGAUUUUAGGGCGAUUCUGGUGGACCGCUAUCGUGUCUAGCUGACGACAACCGUUUCUAUUUAUGUGGCAUCGUCAGUUGGGGACUCGGAUGUGCUCGGCCAGAUUACCCGGGCGUAUAUACCGCAGUGUCAUGUUACGCUAAUUGGAUAAGGUAUUCAAUGCGUUUUGAAUGA
Messenger RNA from Cinara cedri, 2176 nucleotides. The record is from the annotation of a GenBank genome assembly. NCBI's taxonomy places the organism in Eukaryota, Metazoa, Arthropoda, Insecta, Hemiptera, Aphididae.